GAGGUGGCUAGCAGCAUGGUGGGAAUAAUGGCAAUGAGGACAUGGAUUGAGCCAGUGGUCGCGGGUUCCCAAGUGGCCAGUGCCUUCUAUGACACAGCACUGCUUCUGGUAGUGAAGAACUACUACAACCAGACCAACAGCACUGCUCCUUCCCAUGUCCUGGAAGAUGCUCAGCAGAAGGCUAUAUCUAAUUUUUAUAUCAUCUACAACCUAGUUCUGGGCCUGAGCCCGCUGGUGUCAGCCUAUGGCUUGUCCAAGCUGGGGGACAGGAUACAUCGGAAGAUCCCCAUCUGCUUCCCUCUUCUUGGUUAUUUGGGUUCCAAAACUCUCCUGCUUCUCCUGAUUCUGCUCGGCUGGCCAGUGGAGGUGAUGUACGGGGCUGCUGCCUUCAAUGGGCUGACAGGAGGCUUCACCACACUUUGGGCAGGCAUCAUGGCUCUGGGAUCCCUGGGGUCCUCGGAAAGUAAGAGAUCUCUGCGGCUCAUCAUUAUUGAACUGGUGUAUGGCCUUGCUGGCUUCCUGGGAAGCAUGGCAUCUGGCUACCUCUUUGUUGGCUUCAGUGACCGCUAUCAAGAAGGCACUGUGCUGGUGUGCUGCAGCAUUGCUUGCUAUGCCUUCUGUCUCCUCUACAGCAUUUUUGUCCUCACAGUCCCCAAGCCAGCAGCUUCCUGCCCAGCCAAAGCCAAGAGUGCAGAGGAGGUUGGUGGUCAGCUACCAGAAGCAGCAGUACCAGGGAGUUCCCAACCUUCACAUGGCAGCAUCUCCACUCCUGUAUCACCCUUGAAAGUCAUCAUCAUCCUGCUGUUUGUGGCAGCAAUCCUCUACGACCUUGCUGUGGUUGGUGCAAUGAACAUACUCCCACUAUUCUUGCUCAGGGAACCUUUAAGUUGGAACGCUGUGGAGAUUGGCCACAGCAAUGCUGCUGGCUACGUGAUCUUCAUUACCAGUUUCCUAGGGGUACUUGUGUUCUCCAGGUACCUGAGAGAUAUUACCAUGAUCAUGAUAGGAGUAGCAUCGUUCAGCGCUGGCAUCCUCAUCAUGGCCUUCGUGCAGUGGACAUUCCUGUUCUACAUUGCACGGGCAGUGAUGCUGUUUGCCCUCAUCCCCUUACCAACCAUCAGGUCCAUGUUGUCCAAGCAUGUUGAAGGAUCAUCCUAUGGUAAGGUGUUUGUCCUGCUGCAGCUGUCUUUAGUCACCACGGGAGUAGUGACAUCUACAGUCUACAACAAGAUCUAUCAAAACACACUGGACUGGUACAGCGGCUUCUGCUUCAUUUUGUCUUUUCUAGUUGGCUGCCUGAGUCUCCUCCCUUUAAGCUUUGUGGCCAUCAAACAACGGUCAACCACUGGCUCCCUUGAGAUUCUGACUGAGUAA
Molecule: messenger RNA, 1374 nt
Organism: Cinclus cinclus
Lineage: Eukaryota; Metazoa; Chordata; Aves; Passeriformes; Cinclidae
Gene: SLC46A2
Product: solute carrier family 46 member 2
Exons: 4
Coding region: 16-1374 (452 amino acids)
Biological process (GO): transmembrane transport
Cellular component (GO): membrane
Molecular function (GO): transmembrane transporter activity
Source: RefSeq, a predicted model, not a curated record